Messenger RNA from Phycomyces blakesleeanus NRRL 1555(-), 1456 nucleotides. RefSeq lists its product as hypothetical. Lineage: Eukaryota; Fungi; Mucoromycota; Mucoromycetes; Mucorales; Phycomycetaceae. The transcript is spliced from 9 exons. The record is from RefSeq and is a predicted model, not a curated record. Gene Ontology annotation, biological process: lipid metabolic process. Gene Ontology annotation, molecular function: phosphoric diester hydrolase activity. The coding region runs from base 148 to 1329 and encodes 393 amino acids.
CGAACCCUGCUUUUUCAAAAAAAGAAAUAAGAGCUAAUUGGCUUCAACUUAAAAUUAUUUUUAAACAGUGCUAGUUUGCUUGUAUUCAAAUUACAGCAAUUUAUUGUCAAUCUCGGGUGUUGAAGCUUAAAAUCAUUCGUUGUCAUCAUGAAAAUCUGGAAUGCCGUCUUCUUAGCUGCUUUUGCAUUCCAAUGCAAAGUACUUGCCUCUUCAACAGACGCAACCGAUGGACUUGUAAAAGAAGACCCAUUGCCUUGUAAUGGGUUCCCGGAAGAGAGAGAUAUUCCGGCAAACUAUUUCUUCUAUAUUGGCGCACACGUUAAUCGGUUGGAUAGCCCAACUGGAUUUAACCACCAGACAACAGAUCAAUCAACCUCUUCAUCAAACAAUCCAUCUAUUACUCAGGAUCGCACUGUUACGGAGAUGCUUGAUGAUGGUGUUCGCCUGUUAGAAAUAUCAUUAUGCAAAGGAGCCAAUGGAAAGACAUUCUUGUGCUCUGCUAUUGAUCAAGAAACAGAUCUACAUAACAGAGAGCCUUUCCGGGAUUUUACGGAUCAGCUUUUUGAAUUUAUUCAGACACGCCCAAAACAAAUUAUUGUUACCCAUAUUUCCUCGAAUGCUUCUCCUGAGAAACAAGUAUCUAUUAAAGAUAUUGAAAGUGCUAUUGACGAAGUGUGCAAGGUUCACACAGAAAGAACAGAGGGAACAGAUCUCUUCAAAGAAGGAGAGUGCCCCUUUAUUUAUGCUCAAAAGGAUGCUAAACGCAUAUGGCCAACCUUGGGUGAGCUGGUGAAUUAUGACCCAGAGAUGGCUCAGUGGGAGGGAGAUGGUGUAGACGUCGGCGUAAAAGGCAUGCUGAUAUUUACACAUUCGGAGGAGCUCAUCGAACCACAAGGCUACACCUCUAGCUACUUCUCUGAGGUAUUCUGGAAAUCAUCCUAUGUCCCUGGCCAGGAACCUCAAGAUAUUAAAGAUCGUCUUCAUUAUAUGUGCAAGAAAACAGGGGGAAUCAGCCUUAAAGCUUAUCCCGAUACUUCUUCAACAGACUAUGUCAGUGCAAACGAAAAGCUUUAUGAGCCUAGAUUAUUGGAAGAGUUGAUUUCUGCUCCUGAUGGAUGUAAUUUCAAUAACGCGCCCAUGCACACCUACUUCAACUCGAUAAUCGUUGAUUUUUACCAAAAACACCUACCCUAUCUGAAAGAGCUUCAAGCUCGCAUGGUAGCCAUAAACUUCUCAAAGUGGGAUAAUGUUGCCAAGCCUUUUACACCUUCAAAACUUCUCCCAGAACAGAAACAAGAGCCCGUGCACCAUGAGAGAGAUGAACUUUAAAGAUUCUGUAUUUAUUUAUUAGAAUCCGCAGUAAAAAAAUGUUGGCAAAAUAUUUGUGCUUUGCAUUAAAUUCAUUGCUGCGAUACCAAAACUAAGAAUAUCAAUAAACAUGAUAUUUAUAACAAAA